AUGGAUACCCUCACUACCAUCGUUCUUUUCAUUCUAUUCAUCUCCUUCAUGACAUUUGUUGCCUUCUUCGGCAGACUACCAGCUCUCAGAAACACUCCCAUAGCAUGGCUCCACCGCUUCAUGUGGGAUACCCUCCCCAGUGCCGUGCUAGCCCUGGACCAAAAGGUCACAGGAGGCCGGCUGAGCUCAUGCAUGCGACGGUUUGGCAACCACAUGCUCUAUGAUAGGCACCCAACUGUUCUCAUCUUCUACAUCGUCCUCCUCUUUGGCGGUGAGGCCUUGUUCAUCCCAACUGUCUGGCCGCUCCUCAGCGCCACACAACGGCUCACGGUCACGAUCUUCAUCGCCUGUCCCUACAUCUUCCUCUGGCUCUCCGCCACGUCUGACCCCGGAUACAUCACGCCUGAGAAUCACACCUUCCAGAUGGCCCAGUAUCCCUUCGACUUCGCCAUGUUUCACCCCGGUGCACACUGCCGAACCUGUCAGCUGCUGAAGCCCGCACGGUCCAAGCACUGCAGCAUCUGCAAACAUUGUAUCGCCAAGUCGGACCACCACUGCAUCUUUAUCAACAACUGCGUCGGCGCCGGCAACCUGCACUGGUUCAUCCUGUUGCUGCUUAGCACGGCCGUGCUCCUCACCUACGGGACGUGCCUGGGGCUGAGCCUGCUGAACCUCGCCAUCAAGGUGCGGUACCCGGAUUUCUCCAUGUGGCCGCCCGCUGCGACAAACUACAACUGGGACACGUACUUCUUGCUAUGGUCACACGCCCUGCAGAGUAAUGUGGGCAUGGGCGCCGUCACGUUGCUGAUGCUGCUGACGGCCCCGCUCGUAUGGGGAUUGUGGGCAUACAAUAUUUACAUGAUCUGGGCGGGAACAACGACCAACGAGUCUCUCAAGUGGUCCGACUGGAAGCUCGACAUCGCCGACGGCUAUGCCUACAGGCGGUGUAUGUCACCCACGCGUGAGAAGGACCUGCGCUUCGAGCCUGCGUGGACGAAAUGGCCUGUCGAGUCGCAGCAGAUCAUGAUCCACACGGACAACGGGCCGCCGAGGGCGGACAGCACCAACAUCCCCGGCCGGGGAGAGUGGACUAGGGUAGUGGCGCUGGCAGAGGUGGACAACUUGUAUGACUUGGGCUUCUGGGAUAACCUCAGAGAUGUGUUCUGGCCUCGGUAUCGGUUUGCAAAGGGUGGUGGUAUACCCGUGGGGGAGAGGGUCGACAGAGGUCGACAGCGGGAACGCCGCCAAGACUGACACGGAGCAUAGAGUCAUUCCAGUGGCCUGAACUUCACUGGUAUAGUCGUGAAGGAACAGCAUCCUCAAGACCAUCGGGGGUAUGUAUGAUUCCGUCUCGUCGAGAUGAAUGGCCAAAACCAGCAU
Molecule: messenger RNA, 1380 nt
Organism: Cryphonectria parasitica EP155
Lineage: Eukaryota; Fungi; Ascomycota; Sordariomycetes; Diaporthales; Cryphonectriaceae
Product: zf-DHHC-domain-containing protein
Exons: 3
Coding region: 1-1254 (417 amino acids)
Biological process (GO): protein targeting to membrane; peptidyl-L-cysteine S-palmitoylation
Cellular component (GO): Golgi apparatus; endoplasmic reticulum
Molecular function (GO): protein-cysteine S-palmitoyltransferase activity
Source: RefSeq, a predicted model, not a curated record